UAACAUUUUUGAAAGUCAAGUGUUGCAAUUAACACAACCCCAAUAGUCAGUGGACCAAAAUUGAAAUUUUCUCGUUUAAAAUUGAUUCGGCACUUAUUGUGUUUCCUUAUGCGUGUGGUUUAUUUGGAGUCACCCACUCAAAUCUCCUCGGAAGAAUAGCGACAGAGAAGAAUUCUGGAAUCAAUCUCCAUUCCAUCAUCUCGUCGCCGCAGCUCUUGUUUCUCCAUGGCCGACUCUUCGUCCAGGCGGUCGAAGCAUCUGAAGGGUUCUUCGUCCGGCGCUGCUCAAGAGAGAGUCAAGGGAAUUGUUGAGGAAUUAGCUCAUAUAUUCAAUUCAAAAUACAUGGCUGAUGAGUCUCAGCAGUGUAUAUAAAUCUGUCCUCUUGUACAACUUUAUUCAUUGAAAUACACAAAUCGACGAAUGUGAGAAGCUUAUCCAAGAUUCUUCUGGACAUGAGAAGGACGUGAAGAAAUGUGUUUUGCAACUUCACAAUGUACCAGGUGGAGCAAAAGUGUUUCUGUUUGUGGCCAAGUUCUGUUAUAAUAUCAAGACUAAACUCACAACAAUGAAUGUGGUCUCCCUUAAAUGUGCAGCUGAGUAUCUUCAAAUGAGUGAAGAUUUUGGAGAAGGAAACCUCGUUGCACAAGACAGGGAACUUCCUAAACGAAGUUCUCAGUUUCUAGGUGGACACAAUCAAAGCCCUUCAAAGCUGCGAGGUGAUGUUCCAAUUGAGCCGGUAUGUGCUGUUGCGGGUGAGCCGGUAGUUGUUGUAGCGGUUGAGCCGGUAGGUGCUGGCAAUGUGGUCGUACCUUUGCCACAGGCUGAUGAUGCCGAAGUUCCAGAUCAGCCCGCACAAUCAGCGCUGGAUUCGGAUGGCUCAGAUGUUGAGCCCAUUGAGGUUGAUGAGGCUUUAUUUCCCCCUCUGAAGAUUCGCUCUACUCCGAAGCACCUAGUUCUAGUAGGUGAUACAUACAUUUCACAUUCUUGUUCAGCAACUUCAUCUGUAAUGGGUGGUGCACUUGCAAUACAACAACAUUUUCAUAACUUUUUAAUUUGUGCACAAUAUUAACGCCGUUGGUCAAUAACAACAU
Ipomoea nil (Japanese morning glory) is the source of this 1091-nucleotide messenger RNA. RefSeq lists its product as uncharacterized. The record is from RefSeq and is a predicted model, not a curated record. Lineage: Eukaryota; Viridiplantae; Streptophyta; Magnoliopsida; Solanales; Convolvulaceae. The coding region runs from base 566 to 1069 and encodes 167 amino acids. The transcript is spliced from 3 exons.